Molecule: messenger RNA, 2745 nt
Organism: Thelazia callipaeda (thelaziosis nematode)
Lineage: Eukaryota; Metazoa; Nematoda; Chromadorea; Rhabditida; Thelaziidae
Source: the annotation of a GenBank genome assembly
AUGGAUCGAGAAGAACAAGAGGACAAACUUUUAUCGAUGGAAAGUACCUGUGAAGCAAAUGUCUGUGAAGGUGAAAAAUCAGGAAACUCUGCAAUAAAUAAAUUCUGUUCAUUACCGUGUUUGUCAAAUCAGGUCGCAUCUACAUUUUGUCAUGCGCCUUAUUCAUUUUCUGAAAUCCAAAAAAGUAAUACACAUGGCUUAGGACCUGAUUCUGUUUACUGCGAAUCACAGAGCCUUGCUCGUUUGCAUGAAGAAAUCGAAAAAGAAAAUGAUUUGUUUACUGCUGUUCAGUGCAACUCUGCAAAAUAUACACUGAAUCGACAUGCAUUGUUGGGUAAAGACUUUUGUAGUGCACACGAAAGUUUGUUGCAUCUCUCACCUGGUAAUAAAGCUUUAAAUGCAAAAAUGAAAAAUAAACUCAGAAUAUUGAAUGAGCGAAAUGAAUUAAGGAAGAAUAAUAUUCGAACUCGAUCAGCAAGAAAAGAAGUUUCAAAUUUUUGCAAUAAAACAGAGGAGAACAAGAAAAGAAUUUAUAUAUCUGCAUUGACGUCUUGGCUGAAUUACAUAUUGGAUGAGAACGAAAUUUUCGAUAAAAAUAAAGAUGCUGAUAAAUACUUGAAGCACCUACUUUUAUUGGAAAAUUGUCAUUCACCAAAUGAUGACGAACUGUAUAACAUGCACAGCUACAAAUAUUUUAUAACCACAAAGGAAUUCACAGUAAUGCGAGCCAAAUUUGUUUCAAUUUACGAAAGCUCACUUAUUCCUGAAAGUAUUGCUUCGGAUAUACAAAAUGAUCACAUAUCAAUUAGAGAGGAUAAAAAAAUUUAUGCUGAUAUUGGAUUGCAAGUAGAACUACUCAAGUUAUUUUUCACCUUCCAUCCAUUUUAUCUUCAACUGGGUUUGGAAAUAAUUCUCUCUAUCAAAAUCAAAGACAGAGCUGGAAGUACAAGCCACAUGAAAACUUUGGCUUCUGUAAUUAGUCAGUACAUUUUUAGGGAUCCAAAAAUAAUGAAUGAUCGAAAAUAUGUGAAGGGUAGAUCGAAAAAUCUUAUAAGUGAUCGUGGCUCGAAACUCUUGGGACAAAACUUUUUAACAAAGAUAUGUCAAUUUUUGUUCAUUGUUGGAAAAGCAUGGAUUGAUCGGCCAAUUCGAAGGAGAAAUCGUUUUAAUUUCCAGAGCAUAGGUGAUGUAGUGGCGGUAUUAAGCAAGGAAUUAAUAGCCGGUCGUUGCAGUCUGCCGAAAAAUCUUCGUUAUUUUGGUUUUGACCUUGAUUCGAAACAAGAUUUUCUUGACGAAUUUCGAUAUCAUGUCACUGACUUGUUGAAAGACUUAAAUGAUGGAGUAAUUCUCGGUCGAGCAGUAGAGGUUUUGGCUAAUCUGGAGUAUGGUGCAGUGAUAAACUGUUUGCGUAAUCCACGAGGUGAUCGGCUUCGUAAGAUGGCAAAUAUUAAAUCAGUAAUUGAUUUAGCUAAACAAAAAGAAGUACUACCAAAAGAUCUACAUGUAGACAUAAUCAGCUUGAUGCAAGGAAAACUUGAUGUUAUAUUAUCAUUACUGGAGCACUUUGUUGGAGUUCAGUUGGGCAUUGGAAAAGAAGUCGACAAUGGGGUUUCUGCAGCUGAUUCCUUAUCUUACGAACUUGAACAUCUGUUUGGCAUUUCUUACAAGAUUGAAAGUCUCCAGGAGCUUGCAGAUGGCAAACUGCUAUCUUUGAUUUGGAAACGGUACUAUUCAUAUGGUACAACAUUUGAAAUGUUUGAUGGCACCACAGUUUUGCAAAAAAUUUUCAAUGCUGCUGAGUAUCAUUUUGGUAUCCCAUCUGUAAUAAUUCAGAAAGAUUGCGGAUUUGAUGAGAAGGCCCUUUAUCUGUUUACAAAGAUUUUCAUAUCAAACGUCUAUGAUUAUCAUAGACUUAAUAGUGCUGCGGUCACAAUCCAACGUUUUUUUAGACGAAAUAGGGUUUUAAAAACUAUGCAUUCUGAUGACGCUAAUGAACAAAUGCAGUCAGCAAAAACUAAGUUUGUUCAUGGGUCUCCUGAACAGACAAACUGUGAAAAAAUUUUGCGCGAAUGCAGCGUGAUGAAGGAAGAGCAAUCAGCAAUUGUCAUACAGAAAUAUGUUCGAACAUGGCUGGCAAAGAAAUUGUUUCGUAAAAUGCGUGAGGAAAAAAUUCUGUCAGAACGUGAACAAGCUGUAUGUAUUCUGCAGAAAUAUACUAGAGUUUGGUUAGCUAAAAGAUUAUUUCGUAGAAUGCAAGCUGAAGAAAUUUUUCAGAAGCGAGAGCAUGCAGCAAUUACUUUACAGCGAUAUGCUCGUGGUUGGAUUGCUCGUAAAAAGUUCUCCGAGAUUUAUCCAAAAUCAACCAAAUAUGAACGAACAUCUUUCAGUGCAAGCCUCACUUCUCACAGUUCUUCCUCUAUAAAAGUAUGCUCAGUUGAUGAAGCUGCAAGCGAAAAAGAUGGAAAUAUCAUAAGCAAUAGAGAUCGUAUUCGAAUGUUUCGUGAGCUUGAAAUACGACAUUAUUGUUUGCGAAAAAGACAUCAGAGAUUUGUACGAAUACUAAAAGAAAAUAUUAAACUGAUGCAGUCAAGUAAGACGACGAAGGAAGUGCGCACAAAAGCUGCUACACUUAUACAGGCUUGGUGGCGUGGCAACUUUGUUCGCAAACGUCACAUUAGUGUUUGUUGUAAAUUGCCUAUCAGUUAUACUCCUAACUGUGUUCAUUUAUCUGAUGAAAUGCAAUAA